Phalaenopsis equestris is the source of this 1009-nucleotide messenger RNA. RefSeq names its product kinesin-like protein KIN-UA. NCBI's taxonomy places the organism in Eukaryota, Viridiplantae, Streptophyta, Magnoliopsida, Asparagales, Orchidaceae. Gene Ontology annotation, molecular function: microtubule motor activity; ATP binding; microtubule binding. The transcript has 8 exons. The coding region runs from base 23 to 931 and encodes 302 amino acids. The record is from RefSeq and is a predicted model, not a curated record. Gene Ontology annotation, biological process: microtubule-based movement.
CAGUUGUAUUUAGAAUCAAUUCAUGAUCUGCUGGCUCCUGCAAAAAUCAACAUAUCCAUUUCUGAAGAUCCUAAGUCAGAUUGGGGAAGGAAAUCGUCUUGUGGCUAAUACUAAGUUGAAUACUGAAUCUUCUCGAAGCCACGCUAUUCUGAUGGUUUAUGUACAGAGAUCUUCUAGAGGGCAGGAAGGAAAUGGCUCAUCUUCACGUGAUAUGUCUUCUUCAUCCAAGUUGCCAACUAUACUGAAAAGCAAGUUGCUACUUGUUGAUCUUGCUGGAUCAGAAAGAAUUGAUAAAUCUGGUAGCGAGGGUCACAUGCUAGAAGAGGCAAAGUUUAUUAAUCUUUCUCUUACCUCCCUUGGAAAAUGCAUAAAUGCUUUAGCUGAAAACAGCCCGCAUAUACCAACAAGAGAUUCCAAGCUUACGAGGCUCCUUCGUGACUCAUUUGGAGGAAAUGCGAGGACCUCUCUUGUCAUAACAGUUGGGCCAUCUAAUAAACACUAUUCAGAAACAGCAAGCACAAUAAUGUUUGGACAGAGGGCAAUGAAGGUUAUCAACACAUUGAAGCUAAAGGAAGAAUUUGAUUAUGAAAGCUUGUGCAGAAAGCUUGAGAAUCAGGUAGAUUUUCUCACAUCCCAGAUGGAAAGGGAGCAAAAACUUAGAGAUUAUGAAAAAGAUAUCAUAGAAAAUCGUUUGAAAGAGUGUGAAGUAUCCUUAGCUGAAGCAGAGAAAAAUCUCGCUAUGAUGGACAAGCACCAACUUGAGAGCUCAGCUUUUCAGAAGUUACUUGCCGAGACUACACAAAUGUAUGAGAAAAAAAUAGCAGAGUUGAUUAAGCAAUCUAGUUUGGAGGAACAAUUGACUUCUGUGCAAGAACAAUUGAGUGAUAGUAAUGACUCACUUGAGCUAAACGUCCUAUUUAUCAAGUUAUAGUGCAAAGAGUUCACUCCAUUGGUGUUGUUGACACUCCUUCACUACUUUGGAAAGCAAUGUUGCGACAUUCAGUUCCUC